AAAGCAAGGCAGACUCAGAAAAUUGCUCUGCUCUCAGUUCAUAACUUCGUAGUUCUCAGUUGGCGCCUCAGACCAAAAACCCCAAAACCCUCCCAUGAAACAUUUCAAAUCCCCUCCCUUUGUCUGAACCUCCAAAAACCCACCUGAAACCCUCCGCCAACUAAUCAAUGCCGCCUCCAGCUUCGGCGACGCCGCCGGAGAUGGUGCUCCACAACCGCUUCUUAGGGUUCCUCAUAUGGCAAUCCAUCCCCUCCACCGUCAUCUUCUUCCUCUUCAAAACCCUCUCAUCAGUCGUCUCCUCCGCUUCCCCCUCCGCCGACAAGCCCCCAUUCACAUUCCCGUUCGCCCCAUCGAUAUUUGCCCUUAUUACGUUUUUGACCUUCCACCUCUCCCAGCUCCUCUUCUCCUUCUCACUCUCCCUCGUCGCCUCGCCACACCCCCACCGCCCCGCCUCUCUUCUCCAGCUCGCUCUCGGGCUCGUUCGCUUCCUUUUUGUACCGGGUGGCUCCGAUUCGUCGGAGACGGCCGAUUCCCGUGCCCGGGCUAAACUUUCGGUGCGUUUCCUGAUGUUUUUGGGCGCGGCGGCGGUGUCGGGGUUUGUUUCGGUGGCGUCGUUGUGUGGGGGGUUUGGCGAUGGGGUUUCUGCGAUUGGGAGAGUAGGGUUUAGGGGUUUUAUGAUGGGUUUGCUUUAUGGGCUGUACUAUGUGUAUAAUCGCAGGUGGGUCUUGGAGUUUCCCAUUAUUCAGCGUCCUCCCUUUUUCAGCUUCAAAAUGGGGCUUCCUUCAGCUAUCACACGAUCCUUGCAGCUUUCCUUUGUUGCGUACCUGUUUUCAGCUGCACUGCUAGUGUUUCUGCCCCACCACAUUCAGAACCAGACUACAACUGGAAAGUUUAUUGCCGAGCAGAUCAGGUUUUACAUUGGGAGUUUCUUAGUGUUUCUCUGCUGGGAACUAAGUCACCAUUUACAUCGGCUGCUUCACACAAAGAGAUUCGUAUUUGCGCCACCUAAAGGAUCAGCAGCAGCAGAAACAAAUCCAAGUGAGAUUCUCCUUGCAGCUCUGGAGGAGAGCAGUCCUAAUUCUCUUCUUCAGUAUCUUGCAUAUCUUGAUCUCUGUAUGGUUUGCGAGAAUAAUGUGGAUGCUUGGAGAAGAGCUGCAUUUUUUGAGGAAACUGGUGAAACGUACAAAAGAGUUAUAUCUGUAUGCUUGCGGCCUCUGGAGCAGCUUGCAUCAAAGCUAGGUGAAGGCUUGGAAAGUUCCAUUGAAAACGGCUCCCAAAUAUCCAAUCAGUUACUGUCCCCAACUGACAACCGACUAGACUCAAAAUACUCUGAAGCCUUGAAUAACUUCCAGCUAUAUGCAUGGUGUGCGUGGACAGCUGCCUCACUGACUGCAUGCUCACUCAAAGAGGACAGAUAUGGGGUUGCCCAGAUCUCUGGUAGUAAUGCUGCUGUAAUGUCCACACUGAUUUCUUGCCUUCUUGCUGUUGAAACAUACAUGGGGAAGAAGACCACUUUGCAGUCUGCUAAUCAGUUCAUGGGGUCAACUGGUUUUAAAUUGAGAAACUCGAGCAUGGCUAAUACUGGCACAAGCAAAAAGAGAGCCGGCCCGCUUCAUUCAAAAGCAUAUGCUGUUGCUGAUGUUCUGAGGAACUCGAUCUACCAGAUUGUGUCUGCUUUCCAUGAUCAGAUGGCAAGCAGUGCUAAAAAGGGCUUUCUUGACAAGGAUUGGAUCAUUAACAGCAAGCCUCCUUUCGGACCACGCGAACUUCUUGUGCAGAAACUGCGUCUAUUCCUUGACUUUCGAGCCAGCUAAGUUCUUGUUAAUUUUUCCGGGAUUCAAGCCUCUUCCUUUAAUCAUUGAACUUGCUUGCGGCAUGCAUACAAAGAGCUGGUUUUGUUUCUUAAGCCUAAAAAUGACUGGUGGAUGGGAUGAGCUGAAGGACAUAAUCCCCAUUUAUUACAAAGAGAUAUCAUAUUUGGAUCCUAUAAAUUAAGUUGUAUGGUUGAUAGGAAGCACUUGCAUCGACUGUUUUACCGAAAUCAAAAAUUUCCAGUUUACUUCGUGUUA
Molecule: messenger RNA, 2069 nt
Organism: Pyrus x bretschneideri (Chinese white pear)
Lineage: Eukaryota; Viridiplantae; Streptophyta; Magnoliopsida; Rosales; Rosaceae
Exons: 4
Coding region: 168-1814 (548 amino acids)
Biological process (GO): nuclear pore organization
Cellular component (GO): nuclear pore transmembrane ring
Molecular function (GO): protein-macromolecule adaptor activity
Source: RefSeq, a predicted model, not a curated record